CCUCUCCCGGUCCCAUCGCGCCCCGCGCCCCGUAAUGCCGCCGUAGGGGCUGGCACCUCCCGCGCCACCGGCACCGGCACCGGCGGGCGUUCCGGGGCCAUGUCGGGUCACGACGGCGGCAUGUCGGGUCGCGACAGCGUGCAGAUCCCCGACGACCGGGACUUCGGGGCGUUCCGGGCGCAGUGCGAGUCGGAGCGCGGCUGGAGCCUCACCUACAGCAAGGGCGGGGUGGGAGUCUGGGUGCAGCUGCUGGAGCCCGAGCGCGCCCUCCACAAGAUCAAGUGCAGGAUGGAGUGCAGGGACGUGCCGGCAGAGACGCUCUACGACGUGCUCCAUGACAUCGAGUACCGCAAGAAGUGGGACACCAAUGUCAUCGAGACCUUUGACAUCGGGAGGCUGACGGCCAACUCCGAUGUGGGCUACUACGCCUGGAGGUGUCCCAAGCCCCUGAAGAACCGGGACGUGGUCACACUCCGCUCCUGGCUGCCCAUGGGCUCUGACUACAUCAUCAUGAACUACUCUGUCAAGCAUCCUAAAUACCCACCCCGCAAGGACAUGGUACGGGCAGUCUCCAUCCAGACAGGCUACUUGAUCGAGGGGACGGGCACCAAGAGCUGCACCAUCACCUACCUGGCACAGGUAGACCCCAAAGGUUCUUUACCAAAGUGGGUGGUGAACAAAUCUUCCCAGUUCCUGGCUCCCAAGGCGAUGAAGAAAAUGUACAAGGCAUGCCUCAAGUACCCUGAGUGGAAGCAGAAGCAUGACCCUCACUUCAAGCCCUGGCUAUACCCGGAGCAGAGCCGACUCCCAGCCUUGGCACUCUCCGAGCUCUCUCUCCAGCAUGCAGAUUCCCUGGAAAACAUUGAUGAGAGCUCCCUGGCCGAGAGCAAGGAGGACCGUGGCGAGGGCAGUGACGAGGACAGCCUGACCUGAUUCCCCUGGGAGCUCCUCUGCUUGUUCCCCUGGCUAGGACAGCCUGACAUGUGCCCCACUGGGGGCUCCUCUCCCCAUUCCCCCACCCACUUCCAACAUGGUUUGUGUCUCUA
Poecile atricapillus (Black-capped chickadee) is the source of this 1046-nucleotide messenger RNA. RefSeq names its product StAR related lipid transfer domain containing 10 (gene STARD10). The transcript has 6 exons. Lineage: Eukaryota; Metazoa; Chordata; Aves; Passeriformes; Paridae. Bases 100 to 933 code for a protein of 277 amino acids. The record is from RefSeq and is a predicted model, not a curated record. Gene Ontology annotation, molecular function: lipid binding.